This is a messenger RNA of Humulus lupulus (European hop), 3450 nucleotides long. RefSeq names its product ATPase 11, plasma membrane-type. Lineage: Eukaryota; Viridiplantae; Streptophyta; Magnoliopsida; Rosales; Cannabaceae. Gene Ontology annotation, molecular function: ATP hydrolysis activity; P-type proton-exporting transporter activity; ATP binding. The record is from RefSeq and is a predicted model, not a curated record. The transcript has 21 exons. Gene Ontology annotation, cellular component: plasma membrane. The coding region runs from base 391 to 3258 and encodes 955 amino acids. Gene Ontology annotation, biological process: proton export across plasma membrane; regulation of intracellular pH.
UUGAGAUUUUGAUUUUGUAUAUAGAAAAGGUUGCGACUGUUACUUACCACUACUCUCUCUAUUUGAAGUAGUUCUCUUUAGCGGUUUGUCUUCUUGGCUCUUGUGGAUUAGGUGUAGGCUCUGUCCUGCCACAUUUUGGUUCAUCAAACCAGAAUUUGAGAUCAAAAUCAACUUUCUUGAACUGGGUUUUGCUUAUUUAUACUCUUAUUAAUUUUUUUUUUCUUCAUCCUCUUCUUCUUGUUCUUCUUCUUCUGUGUGUAUUGGUUUUAGCAGGCUUCCAAGGUUGUACCUUGGUGGUUGGUUUGAUGGGCUUGUGAUCUUUGAAGUUUUCUCUGAGUGAUUAAGUUUAAAUAAAGAGUGUGAGAGAGUGUUGCUGAGAAAGAAGGAAAUAUGGGGGAAAAACCUGAAGUAUUGGAAGCUGUUCUGAAGGAAACUGUUGAUUUGGAAAAUAUACCCAUUGAGGAGGUUUUUGAGAAUCUGAGAUGUAGCAAAGAUGGUCUCACCACUGAGGCUGCUGAGGAAAGGCUGACCAUUUUUGGUUAUAACAAGCUUGAAGAAAAGAGGGAGAGCAAAUUCUUGAAGUUUUUGGGGUUUAUGUGGAACCCUCUCUCAUGGGUUAUGGAAGCUGCUGCAAUCAUGGCCAUUGCACUUGCAAAUGGAGGAGGCAAGCCUCCUGAUUGGCAAGAUUUUGUGGGUAUUAUUACCCUUCUUGUCAUCAACUCAACGAUUAGUUUUAUUGAGGAAAACAACGCUGGCAAUGCUGCCGCAGCUCUGAUGGCUCGUCUUGCUCCCAAAGCUAAGGUGCUUCGAGAUGGAAGGUGGAACGAACAAGAUGCUGCUGUUCUGGUGCCUGGAGACAUAGUUAGUAUUAAGCUUGGAGAUAUUGUUCCAGCAGAUGCCCGUCUUCUUGAAGGGGAUCCUUUGAAAAUUGACCAGUCGUCACUUACCGGGGAGUCUCUUCCUGUAACCAAAGGCCCGGGAGAUGGUGUUUACUCUGGUUCUACUUGCAAACAAGGAGAGAUUGAAGCAGUGGUCAUUGCCACGGGUGUACACACCUUCUUUGGGAAGGCUGCUCAUCUUGUUGAUACCACUAAUCAAGUUGGCCACUUCCAAAAGGUCUUGACUGCUAUUGGAAAUUUCUGUAUAUGUUCAAUUGCUGUGGGAAUGAUAAUAGAGAUUAUCGUCAUGUACCCAAUUCAAGAUCGUGACUAUCGUCCCGGAAUUGAUAAUCUGCUUGUGCUUCUCAUUGGUGGAAUCCCAAUUGCCAUGCCUACUGUACUUUCAGUGACAAUGGCUAUCGGGUCUCAUAGGCUAGCUCAGCAGGGAGCUAUCACAAAGAGGAUGACAGCAAUUGAAGAGAUGGCUGGCAUGGAUGUGCUUUGCAGUGACAAGACCGGAACCCUGACGUUAAACAAGCUUACUGUUGAUAAAAAUCUUAUUGAGGUUUUUGCAAAAGGAGUCGAUCCCGAUACUGUUGUACUUAUGGCAGCCAGAGCAUCUAGAACAGAGAACCAAGAUGCUAUAGAUACUGCAAUAGUUGGCAUGCUGGCUGAUCCGAAAGAGGCACGUGCAAAUAUUCAAGAAAUUCACUUCCUUCCUUUCAAUCCUACGGAUAAGAGAACUGCAUUGACUUAUAUUGACCGUGACGGUAAAAUGCAUAGAGUCAGCAAAGGUGCACCGGAACAGAUUUUACAUCUUGCUCACAACAAGUCUGAAAUUGAGCGUAGAGUACAUGCUGUGAUUGAUAAGUUUGCUGAGCGAGGUCUACGAUCUCUUGCUGUUGCAUACCAGGAAGUCCCAGAAGGAACCAAGGAGAGCUCAGGAGGCCCAUGGCAGUUUAUUGGCCUCCUGCCUCUUUUCGAUCCACCUAGGCACGAUAGUGCAGAAACAAUCAGGAGAGCAUUAAACCUGGGAGUAAAUGUGAAGAUGAUUACAGGUGACCAACUGGCUAUAGGAAAGGAAACUGGCCGUCGCUUGGGAAUGGGAACUAACAUGUAUCCUUCCUCUGCUUUACUUGGACAGCACAAGGAUGAGUCAAUUGCUGCUUUACCAGUUGACGAACUUAUAGAAAAAGCUGAUGGCUUCGCUGGUGUUUUCCCUGAGCACAAAUAUGAGAUUGUAAAGCGUCUGCAAGCUAGGAAACAUAUCUGUGGAAUGACUGGUGAUGGAGUCAAUGAUGCUCCUGCCCUGAAGAAGGCAGACAUUGGAAUAGCUGUUGCUGAUGCUACUGAUGCAGCUCGCAGUGCUUCUGACAUUGUUCUUACCGAGCCUGGCCUCAGUGUUAUUAUUAGUGCUGUUUUAACAAGUCGAGCAAUCUUCCAGAGGAUGAAAAAUUACACAAUAUAUGCAGUAUCCAUUACAAUCCGUAUUGUGCUUGGUUUCAUGUUGCUGGCUCUCAUAUGGAAGUUCGACUUCCCACCUUUCAUGGUGCUUAUCAUUGCCAUUCUCAAUGAUGGUACUAUCAUGACAAUAUCAAAGGACAGGGUGAAACCUUCUCCACUGCCAGAUAGCUGGAAGCUGUCAGAGAUUUUCACAACUGGCGUUGUGCUUGGUAGUUACAUGGCAAUGAUGACUGUAAUAUUUUUUUGGGCAGCAUACAAGACAGACUUCUUCCCUCGCAUAUUUGGGGUUGAAACACUUGAGAAGACUGCACAUGAUGAUUUUAGGAAACUUGCCUCAGCAAUAUACCUGCAAGUGAGCACAGUUAGUCAGGCCCUUAUUUUUGUUACCCGAUCUCGAAGCUGGUCCUAUGUUGAGCGUCCUGGGUUUCUGCUAGUUGCAGCUUUCCUGGUUGCACAGCUGAUUGCCACUUUAAUUGCUGUCUAUGCAAAUUGGAGCUUUGCUGCAAUUAAAGGGAUUGGCUGGGGUUGGGCUGGUGUUGUCUGGCUUUACAAUAUCAUCUUCUACAUCCCACUUGAUUUGAUAAAAUUCUUCACUCGUUAUGUUUUGAGUGGACGAGCUUGGGAUCUAGUUAUCGAGCAAAGGAUUGCCUUCACUAGGCAAAAGGACUUUGGAAAGGAGCAGCGUGAGCUUCAAUGGGCACACGCACAAAGAACAUUGCAUGGUUUGCAACCACCAGAUUCCAAGUUUACUGAGAGAACUCAUGUUUCAGAACUCAAUCAAAUGGCUGAAGAAGCCAAAAGAAGAGCUGAAAUUGCAAGGUUGAGAGAACUUCAUACACUGAAAGGCCAUGUAGAGUCAGUUGUGAGAUUAAAGGGCCUCGAUAUUGACACAAUUCAACAAGCAUAUACAGUCUGAGGGAGAUGUUUUGUUGGCCUUACUCGUACUUUGAAAGGCCAGUUCUACUAGUGCUGAGAGUAAAGACAGAAUCAGCGCAUUGUUGUUUGUUGUCCUUUAAACAGCCAAUUAAAUUUUAUGCUACUCUGCUUUCUGUUCUGUUCACUUUUCAUUAGCUCUUAAUCUAAAUCAUUCUAUAUUUCUUUUUUUUUU